Messenger RNA from Phycomyces blakesleeanus NRRL 1555(-), 2562 nucleotides. RefSeq lists its product as hypothetical. The record is from RefSeq and is a predicted model, not a curated record. Bases 1 to 2562 code for a protein of 853 amino acids. Gene Ontology annotation, molecular function: MAP kinase scaffold activity. The transcript has 12 exons. Lineage: Eukaryota; Fungi; Mucoromycota; Mucoromycetes; Mucorales; Phycomycetaceae.
AUGGCUUAUUCUCGAUACCCUCCAUCUCAAUCGCAACCUUACGAUGACUGGGGACAAAACAGCGAAACAAACUCAACCUCAUCUCGGUCAAUGACCAAUUCUCGAUCUCAUUCAUUGGCAUCAUCAGCAAGCAGAGCAACUAGUACAUCAGGAUAUGAUACUACUGCACGCACUUAUUAUGUUGAGUUGAAGAAACACCUCCAGUCAUUCUUACAAAAAGAGGCUAUGGAAGGCCCAAGUCCACAAAGAGUAUCUGCACGCCACAAACUUUCCAAAUUAAACAACUCACAAUUUCAUGAAUUGGCCAUGGAUGUAUACGAUGAAUUGGUUAGGCGUAAUAUUGGUGAUAAACUAUUACCUUUUCUGGCUGUCCGACCCGAUUUUCACCCAAAGCGUAAUCAGGCACGACAGAAACUAGCCACUUUACCAAUGUUACGCUUCACAGACCUGGCUAGUGAUGUUUAUUAUGAGCUCACAAGAAGAUAUCCACAAGUAACAGAUCAAGAAGAUUCUCAUCGUCCACCAAUGCCUCCAAUGCCUCUUCUCACAAAACAACUUUCAAACAGCACUAAUCCACAACCACCAAGCCAGGCAACUCAAAUCGUACCCGUAAAAGGAAUGAUCAAUGUCGAAAGAGGACACUACACUGAUGAUGACGACGACGACGACGAUGAUGAUGAUAACGAACCACACUCGCCUUAUUCUCCAAAGAGUCCGGUUGGGCACCAUCAAGAACCCGAUUGGCCAAAAGGUCAAGGUCAGGCACAGGGAUUAUUAUCUGGAGGGUUAGGGCCAAAACCUAUUGCAAAUAUAAUCCACAAGGAUAAAAACGAUCAGGACGAAUCCCUUGAUAUGCUGAUGAACGAUCUCGGUAACAUGGUUCGCAAUUCUCCCUCUACACCCCAAUCGGCAUUCAAUGAAUCUCGAUCUCUGAACACAAAACUCAGGCAAGAAUAUGAAGACCAGAUAGCCAAUUUAACUAGGCGAAUUCGACAACUUGAAAACGAGAAAGAGGCAAAAUCAAGUUCAAAUCUGGCUACUGAAAAGGAAUUGGAACAGCUCAAAAAAGCAGACAAAGAAAAUAGUAUUAGAAUAGAAGCACUUCAGGAAGAACUUGAAAAGUGGCAGGACCGCUAUCAACAUCUUGAAGAUGCUCGUCUAGAACAACAACAGGUUAUCAACAGAAUCAAGCAAGAAACCUUGCCACUUCUUGAUGAAUUGCAUCGAUUAUCAGAAAGCAAUGCGACCCUACAGAUUGAUAAAGAACAAGCUGAUACACGUGUACAAGAGUAUGCUGAAGAGUUGAAACAACUUGAAACAAAGUAUCAAAAUGCUCGUUUAGAGUUGCGGUCUUACAAAGCUUCUUCACUUUAUACUACCGAACUUUACCAGCAAGAUCUUUCAAAGAGCGAGUUCUUGAAGCCAACCAAAGAUGGCAUUAUCUUGGUGGACAAUAUUAUGGAUUAUCAAGAUUGCAUUCAUAAAUUAUUACAAGUUGCAAGAUCAAGCCACCCUUCUGGAAUUCUUUCAGUAAUGUCACGUUUGGUAAAGAUAUGCAGAGCAGUGACAAGUGACAUCGAAUCUGCAGAAGCAUCUGGUCAACUUCAAUCGGCAUCGUUAUCGUUAUCGUCAGACAAGCAGGCUAAGCUAGGUCAGCUUAAGGUUGGAUUUUCGGUUGCCCUGUCAGACCUACUGGCGGCUUCAAGAAAUCAUGUUAAUGGAAAAGGGAUCAGUCCCGUCAGUCUUGUGGAUGUGGCUGCAGGCUCUUCUGCACCACCCACGCGGGCCGAGCCUUCACCUACCAAAGGAUAUUUUAGCCGUCAACAGCAACAACAAGACUAUUCUAGUCGUGUAGCCACAGCAACAAAAUCAGCGCCAACCUCAAACUCAACAUCAACAUCAACAUCAACAUCAACAUCAACCGCAAGAACAGCACAAUCCCCACGUAUUGAGCAUAAUAAUUAUGCGCCUCAGCCAAACCAAGGUUACAUUUCUCAAAUCCAGAAUCAAAGCCAAGGCCAAAGCCAAAAUCACAACUAUCACACAAACCAAGCCUAUAAUGAGGUCUCGACAAACUAUUCACCAUUAUCCUCACCAAAUCCAUCAAGAGGUGAACGAUCACUUUCACCACAAGAACUUGCCAGUUAUUUGAAAACAGAGACUGAGCAUAUUGUAGAGGCCAUCCAAGGUUUGUUGAGUGCACUGCGUUUACCUCCUCACCAGAGCGGUCAAGUGAAAUCGAUUAUUUCUUCGAUUGUGGAUAUCGUUACUCUUGUGGUCGUGCGUUCUCAGAGCACGAUUGAGUCGGCUCAGGGCAGACCCUAUCGUCACCGCGGAGAACAUGUUUUGGCAAACCUGACCGAGUGCAACGAAACCCUUGUGCGUAUCAGAGACCGGUUCUUUGGCCAGGCCAACCAAAAUCAUAUGUCUACCUCGUCUUCAUCAUCUUCACCUCCUCCCCCUACUGCUACUGCGGCUGCCAAGCGUGACCUGGCCAAGGAAGCAUAUGAGAUUGCAAAAUAUACUAAAGAACUUAUCAGUAUUUUUGAACAAGACGAUUAA